Sinocyclocheilus anshuiensis is the source of this 2610-nucleotide messenger RNA. RefSeq names its product selectin P (gene selp). The transcript is spliced from 15 exons. Gene Ontology annotation, biological process: cell adhesion. The coding region runs from base 1 to 2610 and encodes 869 amino acids. Lineage: Eukaryota; Metazoa; Chordata; Actinopteri; Cypriniformes; Cyprinidae. The record is from RefSeq and is a predicted model, not a curated record. Gene Ontology annotation, molecular function: calcium ion binding. Gene Ontology annotation, cellular component: membrane.
AUGGUUUUGUGGGCGCAUAGACUAUUUGAAUAUCUUGUCCUUAUAACUGGAAUUUAUAAUGUCAAAGCCUGGACUUACCAUUACAACAUAGACAUUAAUGUGGACUGGACAGCAGCUCGUCAGUGGUGUCAGAAGCAUUUCACUGAUAUGGUGGCCAUCCAAAACCAGGCAGAAGUUGAAUACCUCAACCGGGUUCUACCUUUCAAUCAAGCAUACUACUGGAUUGGCAUUAGGAAGAUUGACGACUACUGGACGUGGGUUGGGACCAAAAAGCGCUUGGACCCUGAAGCCGCAAACUGGGCGGAAAAUGAACCAAAUAACAAGGGAUCUGGACAAGACUGUGUAGAGAUCUACAUUAAGAGGCGCAAAGAAACAGCCAAGUGGAAUGAUGAGAGGUGCAGCAAAAAGAAAGCAACUGUCUGUUAUUUAGCCUCUUGUUCAAAGGAAUCCUGCAGUGAGCAUGCUGAGUGUGUGGAGACUAUUGGCAACUACAGAUGUCAAUGUCACCCGGGUUUCAUGGGCCCACGCUGUGAGGAAGUUGUCCAGUGCUGGCCAAUUGAAAAUCCACAGCAAGGUUUUGUGAACUGUGACGGUGUCUUUGGAGCAUUUCAUUUUAACUCGUCAUGUCAGUUCCGAUGUGUCACAGGGUUCAAGCUGGAGGGGUCACAGAGGCUACGCUGCCUGGCAUCAGGGCAUUGGGAUAACGCUCUUCCUAUUUGUCAGGCUGUCCAGUGUCUGCCCAUUAUUGAUGCCGCAGGUGGUUGGAGUAUGAACUGCACUCAUCCCCUUUCCAUUAAUAGCUUCAACUCCAGUUGUGAGUUCAAGUGUGAGGAGGGAUUUGAGCUCAAGGGCUCUAAUACAACCUGGUGCGACCAGACUGGGCAAUGGACACACAAACCCCCCACUUGCACAGUGGUGACCUGUAAUGAAAUCCUAGCUCCUGCAAAGGGUCAUCUGACAUGUGCUGAUCCUUUGGGAAAGUACUCUUUUCGUUCUACUUGCAAUAUUUCCUGUGUUGAGGGACACAAAUUGAGAGGAAAAGCCACACUCAGCUGUCUAAGUGAUGGCAAUUGGUCAGCACCAACACCUGAUUGUGAAGUUGUAAAGUGUGACCCAUUGAAGCCCAUUCCACAUGGCUCCCUGCAAUGUUAUGACCCUGUGGAGAAGUUUGCUUAUGGCUCCACUUGCUGGUUAAAAUGUGAUUUUGGUUUUGUCCACAAUGGUACAAAUUUCACUCACUGUACCGAACAGGGGAACUGGAGUUACAUCCCUCCUGUUUGCCAAGCUAUACAGUGUUCGCCUCUCUCUGAUGCACCAAGUUAUGGAAGUAUGACCUGCACACACCCUCUCUCCACCAACAGCUACAAUUCCAGCUGUGAGUUCAAGUGUGAAGAGGGUUUUGUGCUUAAAGGUGCAGAUUCCACCCACUGUGACCAUACUGGGCACUGGACACAUAGCACCCCUAUUUGUACAGCUGUGGCUUGUGACCCUCUCGUGACCCCUGCAAAGAGCCACCUGACCUGUGCUGAUCCACUGGAAAAGUUCUCUUUUCGUUCUUCUUGUAAAGCUACUUGUGAGGAGGGAUACAAACUGAGAGGAGAAACCACACUCACUUGUCGGAGUGACGGCAACUGGUCAGCACCAACACCUGCAUGUGAAGUUAUAAGAUGUGAUGCUCCGGAGUCUGUUCAACAUGGCUUUGUGCACUGUCAGGACCACCUGGGGGAGUUCAGCUAUGGUUCCUUGUGCUGGCUGGAGUGUGGAGCUGGAUUUACUUUAAAAGGAAGUAAUUCUACUUACUGCACCUCACAAGGGAAAUGGAGCCAAGAAUUUCCUGUUUGUCAAGCACAGCAGUGCAGCCCCUUAAUUGACCCCUCUCAUGGUACUGUAAUCUGCACUCAUCCUAAUGGGCAGUUCAGCUUUGGUACAGUGUGUGAAGUGAGCUGUCAGGCAGGCUUCAAACUGCAUGGCACGCCCCGAAUGGAGUGCUUGGAGAUGGGGAAGUGGACAGACGCCCCACCCUUCUGCUUGGCUCAACAGUGCCCCCACUUGACUGCUCCAGAAAAUGGCUGGAUGAAUUGUUCUCAUCCUCACUCCCUGUUUAGCUAUGGCUCCCAGUGCUUCCUGGGAUGUGAGACUGGCUUUGAGAUUACAGGAGAGCCAGGCAUAAAGUGCUCUGCUUCUGGGAACUGGAGUCAGGAGGUGCCCUCUUGUGCUGCUGUUCGCUGUGAGCCGCUUUCACUCUCUCAUCUUCCUGAGCUGGGAUCUCCACCCUCAAUGAACUGCUCUCACCCCCAUGGAAACUUCAGCUUUGGAUCUCAGUGUAUGUUCCGGUGUGCCAAGAGCCAUGAGCUCAAUGGAACCAGUCAGCUCAUCUGCAGCUCCAUUGGGUACUGGACCAACUCUCCGCCCAGUUGUGUUGUAAAGGAGAUGUCAGUGAGUGCUGGCAUACUGAUGUACGCAGCUGUGGGAGCUGCUUCUUCAGCUGGUCUACUUCUACUCGGAGGACUAAUGUUUCUGUUGAUGCGGCAAUUCGCUAAAAAGGCUCAUUACAGUCUGAAUGACUCUUCAUGGGAAGAGAAUUUGAACCCAACAUUUGAAUUCAAUUAA